CACGGGCACUGCGACAACAGUUUUGUCUCUCCUGGUAAACAGAACGGAGAGCGAACAAGGGCAGACUGAAAUUAACAUGAAACAGGACUAGGAUAGGAAGGAUAACAAUGGCAGAGAGCAGUCCGAGGGAAAUCCAAAUCCGAGCCCUAACCGGUGAAUCUAUCACUCUCCCCAUCACUGCCACCACAACCAUCCAAGACCUCAAGCCUCUGCUCAACCAGUCAUUCCCACCCGCCACCGUCUCCUCCAGUUUCCACCUCUUUUUCAAGGGUGACAAAUUGAGAUUGCAGACUCAGAUUGGGUCUUACCCCAUCCAACGUGGCGAGUUUCUUGUCCUGAUUCCUUUUGCUAAGAAGGAACCGAAGAAACCGGACCCUGUUCCGGCUUCUUUAAAUGCUCCUCACACUGCUUCAGCCUCUAAUCUAGCGGAUUCCACGUGGUCCACUAUAAUGGAGGAUUUGUCACAUUUACGUGACACCUCUGACAGUGCCGAUAAAACAGAGGAAGUGUUGGAGACCCAAACCAAAGUGGAUUUAGGUUCUGAGAAGCAGAUAGAGCUUCCAUAUCAUCUCAUAUUGAAUUCGUUGGAGUGUAGUGGCGAGUGUGCUCUUGGCGAGCGUAAUUGCAAGGUUUUUGUGAAGGUUUUGGAGUCUGUGAAUUGUUUAUCGGACCUGCCUCUUGGCCACUGCAAGUUGUUGAAACGAGCACGUGUGAAGGGUUUAGCUAGUGAUGCUGUUACGUGUUUGUGUCCACCGUGGCUGAAGAUAGUAGUUAAGGCAUUUGCUUUUAUAAACACAUUUUCCGCCUUUGUUCAUUUGCAGCGUAGGAAAUUGACCUCGUGUCUUUUGGAAGAGGCGCUUAAUCAGCUUGCAGAGUUCGGGGUUCAACUUGGGCUAAGUGACAUGGAGCAUCUUUCCCUUCUUUGUCCUCAUCUGAUAUGUUUUGGAGAUGACAUAGAGAACGUGGGUUUUGGUGAUGUCAUUGUUGUUGUUAACCGUUCAACUAGCAACAAAGAUAAUAUUGAAGACAAUUCUAAAAGAGGGCGCAAGUGGUUGUAUGUUUCAAAGAUUGUAAGUACAUUGAAGAGAAGGGACAGUUCCUUCCGAAAAAAUCUAGGGUGGGCUUUUGAGCAGCUGCCGUUUGAAUUUGGAAAUGAGAUCACUUUGGGAAUUUCCUUGGAAGAGCUGCUUAAGGCAGUCAAGGACAAUGAUUUUAUUAGGAACGAAGACAAAUCAAAAAGUGUAAAGAGAAGCAAAACUACCUCAAAACCUGAAUUAAACUAUAUUGGGUGUCAGGAGACUAAGUCUUUACUGGCUGUAGACAUGGUUGAUCAUCUUCAGAAAGGAAUUGGAUCUGAAGGACAGAUUGUGCAUAUUGAAGACAUAUGUGCCAGAGAAGCCAUUUUUGGUGAGAUCCCAAUUGAACUAUCAGAGAAAAUGAGAUCUGCUUUGAGGAGUAUUGGAGUUUCCAAAUUUUACACUCACCAGGCUGAGUCUAUACAAGCCUCCCUUCAUGGCAAGAAUGUUGUUGUGGCUACAAUGACAUCUAGUGGCAAAUCUCUGUGUUAUAACCUGCCAGUUCUAGAGUUGUUGUUCAAGAAUUCAUCUUCAUGUGCUCUGUACAUAUUUCCGACAAAGGCAUUAGCUCAAGAUCAAUUAAGAGCUUUGUUAUUCAUGACAAAAGGAUGUGGUGUUGACUUCAAUAUUGGUAUAUAUGAUGGUGACACUCCUCAUAGUGAGAGGAUGUGGCUACGUGAUAAUUCUAGACUGUUGAUCACAAAUCCAGAUAUGUUACACAUAACAAUCUUGCCCCACCAUCAACAAUUUAGUCGGAUUUUAUCAAACUUAAGGUUUGUGGUUAUUGAUGAAACUCAUACUUACAAGGGAGCAUUUGGAUGCCAUACUGCCCUUAUACUGAGGAGGCUCAAACGACUCUGUUCACAUGUAUAUGGAGCUGUUCCUUCUUUUGUUUUUUCCACUGCAACAUCUGCAAAUCCUCGUGAGCAUUCUAUGGAACUUGCCAAUUUACAUACGCUGGAGCUGUUUCAGAAUGAUGGAAGUCCAUCUACAAGGAAACUUUUUGUCCUUUGGAAUCCUGCUCUGCGGCCAAAAGCUAUCUUUAAAAAUGUUCAGUUUGCAAAUUGUACCAAUGAGUUGGCAGAUGACAAUGCAAAUUUUGUUCGUUCAAGCUCGAUUGUGGAUGUUUCACGCCUUUUUGCAGAAAUGGUUCAGCACGGUCUUCGCUGCAUUGCAUUUUGUAAAUCACGGAAACUUUGUGAGCUUGUUUUAUCCUAUACACAUGAUAUUCUUCACGAGACAGCCCCACAUCUGGAGGAUUCCAUAUGCGCAUAUCGUGGUGGCUACAUUGCAGAGGAAAGAAGAAAAAUAGAGCGUGCAAUUUUUGGUGGUAAAAUUUGUGGUGUUGCUGCAACUAAUGCUCUGGAGUUGGGCAUAGAUAUUGGAGAAAUUGAUGUCACUCUGCACCUAGGAUUUCCUGGCAGUAUUGCAAGCUUGUGGCAACAAGCCGGUAGGGGUGGGAGGAGAGAUAGACCAUCUCUUGCUGUCUAUGUUGCAUUUGGCGGGCCUCUUGAUCAAUACUUCAUGAAACAUCCGAACAAACUUUUUGAAAGACCAAUUGAAUGCUGUCAUGUUGAUUCCCAAAACAAGCAGGUUCUUGAACAACAUUUGGUUUGUGCAGCUCAUGAACACCCUCUGAGUGUGAAAUAUGAUGAGCAGUAUUUUGGUCCUUGCAUAGAGAGUGUUUUAAUUUCUCUAAAAGCUAGAGGAUACUUGAGUUCUGUAUCAUCUGAUUUGUCUUCUAGAAUAUGGAAUUACAUUGGUCCUGAGAAAUUACCCUCACAUGCUGUCAAUCUCCGCGCAAUAGAAACUGUAAGAUACAGUGUCAUUGAUGAAAAAAAAAAUGAAGUCCUUGAAGAGAUAGAGGAAAGCAAGGCUUUCUUUCAGGUAUAUGAAGGUGCUGUGUAUAUGUGCCAGGGGAAAACCUAUUUGAUUGAAAAAUUAGAUUUAUCUAACAAGACUGCUUUCUGCAUAGAGGCUGAUCUAAAGUAUUAUACAAAGACUCGAGAUUACACUGAUAUUCAUGUCAUUGGGGGUAAUAUUGCCUAUCCAGUAAAGUUAGAAACCAACAUGUUUCCAAAAUCAAAUGCCCGAGCUGAUGUAUGCAAAGUGACAACUACUUGGUUUGGAUUUUAUCGCAUUUGGAGGGGAAGCAAUCGAAUUUUUGAUACUGUUGAUCUAAACCUUCCUCAAUAUUCAUUCGAGUCACAGGCAGUCUGGGUUCCAGUGCCACAGUCCAUAAAAGAAGCAGUCAUCAAGAAAAAUUAUGAUUUCCGUGGAGGUUUGCAUGCUGCUUCACAUGCCCUUUUACAUGUAGUGCCUUUACAUAUCACAUGCAACUUGUCUGACUUGGCUCCUGAGUGUCCAAAUCCUCACGAUAGUCGAUAUUACCCUGAAAGAAUUCUAAUAUAUGAUCAGCAUCCUGGAGGGUGUGGAAUUUCAGUACAGGUUCAACCCUAUUUCACCAAGUUCCUGGCAGCUGCACUAGAGGUUCUCACGUGUUGCAGUUGCUCAGUAGAAGUAGGUUGCCCUAAUUGUGUUCAGAGCUUUGCUUGCCAUGAAUAUAACGAGGUCUUACACAAGGAUGCGGCCAUUAUGCUGAUGAAGGGUAUUCUGGAUGCAGAGAACUAGUACUUCAAAGAAUGUGGUUGGCUAUUCUGAAGGCAAGUUAUGGAAAAUGCUCCAAUAAAGUUUUUCUCUAAUAAGUGAACAAGGGAUUACUGUUAAGAUUACGAUGCACUUUAAAAUAAAUUAAGGUUGGAUAUGACUUUAUUUUCUUUAAGAUAAUCCCAAGUUAGAACAACUUGUUCUAAUUUAAGAGUCUCUUUUUAGGUGUCCUG
This is a messenger RNA of Abrus precatorius (Indian licorice), 3916 nucleotides long. RefSeq lists its product as uncharacterized. Gene Ontology annotation, molecular function: ATP binding; nucleic acid binding; protein binding. The transcript has 27 exons. The record is from RefSeq and is a predicted model, not a curated record. NCBI's taxonomy places the organism in Eukaryota, Viridiplantae, Streptophyta, Magnoliopsida, Fabales, Fabaceae. The coding region runs from base 108 to 3707 and encodes 1199 amino acids.